This is a messenger RNA of Trichoplax adhaerens, 1257 nucleotides long. RefSeq lists its product as uncharacterized. Gene Ontology annotation, biological process: positive regulation of extrinsic apoptotic signaling pathway; TRAIL-activated apoptotic signaling pathway. Gene Ontology annotation, cellular component: cytoplasm; CD95 death-inducing signaling complex. NCBI's taxonomy places the organism in Eukaryota, Metazoa, Placozoa, Uniplacotomia, Trichoplacea, Trichoplacidae. The coding region runs from base 1 to 1257 and encodes 418 amino acids. The transcript is spliced from 3 exons. The record is from RefSeq and is a predicted model, not a curated record. Gene Ontology annotation, molecular function: death receptor binding; caspase binding.
AUGACUAUGCAACAAAUAGUAACCUUAUCACAAGAAUGUGGAUUAUAUGACAGUUAUGAUGAAUUGAGAGCAGUGCUAAUGUAUCUACACGAAUUAGGAGAGGUAAUCUACUGUGAUAAAAUAGGCGAUAACGGGAUGGUUAUAACUAAUGUCGACUGGUUAUUAAAUAUAUUUCGUGCCAUUAUUCAAUUAAAAGAUCAUCGACAAGGAAGUCUACAAGCAAAGCAAGAUUAUAAUAUAGCCUAUAAAACAGGAAAAUUAUCAAGAAGAUACGUUGAUAACGCCCUUAAUCGAUUUAAUUUAGAUGAAAAUAGUAAGGAAAUUAUAUUGCAACUCAUGGAAUCUUAUGAUAUCCUAUUUUGUAUUAGAAAUGAACUGGAUGAUACUACAGAAGAGUGGCAAUAUUUUGUUCCAUACUUGUUACCACGUAAUGUUAAGCCCUUUGAUUUGCGUAAAUAUCAUGCCUCAGAUUGGCUUUACAUCGGAUACGAGAAAGGAGAUAUUCCAUAUGGAAUUUAUCACAGCCUGCUAUCAUCUUGUUUAAUACAAUGGAAUAACAAGGUUGUAGAAUUAUAUUAUCAAUGCGCUAAAUAUUAUUUAGCAAAUGAUGAUCAUUACCUGAUAAUUAAGAAAGAAGGGCCUUACAUUGGUUUACAAUAUUGCUAUCAGAAAAUCAAUCAGCUGGACAUUGGUAAAUUGGUGAUCGACAAAGUUAAGAAUUCUAUAUUUAACAAGCGGCCGCACGAUAUUGUCAAGAAUAAGCUUAUCUCCAUUGUGGAUAAAAGGAUGAUAAAAUUUCAAGGGGCUCGUUGCCGAUUUUACGUUAAAUGUAACGAGUGUAAUGAAGAAAUAAGUAUAGCCGAAGAAUAUAGAGAAGAAGACAGCAAUUGGAUUCGAUGCGAGUAUUGUACUCAGCAAUUUGCUAGUCAAUCUCUCCACGAUUGGAUGAUUUAUAAUAAAGAGUUAUCGAUAGAGCGAUGGAUAGAUGUGAGAGAUGACGAUCCUAGAAACUAUUUUCACUCGAUCGCUAGUUGUGUUGGUAUAGACUGGACAAAAUUAGCUACAGUCCUAGAUCCAACAAUUGAUACUGAGGUUAUCGAAGCAAAACAUCGUGGUCAUACCUAUAACAGUGCCAUCCAAUCGCUUAAUCAGUGGUACAGAAGGAAAUACCCAAAUGCUACUCUUAAUCUAUUGCGGAACGCUUUGGAAACGAUUGACAGAAAUGAUAUUAUUAUCCCAAAAGAACAAAAUUCCUAG